Molecule: messenger RNA, 1088 nt
Organism: Astrephomene gubernaculifera
Lineage: Eukaryota; Viridiplantae; Chlorophyta; Chlorophyceae; Chlamydomonadales; Astrephomenaceae
Source: the annotation of a GenBank genome assembly
AGCGAACAAUCUUUGGUCAGUAGGGAGGUCAGCUAUUGACGCUGUUGUCGGAGUCCGUCGUUAUGUUCCCGUCCUCAACGUUUCCCACAGCGCCUGGCACAAGCCGUGGACAGUGCGUUGCAUUGCAUCCGCCUUAUCCUUGCGGUCACAAUGGUCCUGCGCUCAGUGCAAGGCUGGUAAAGCCCUUGCGUGCUAUAAACAACCAGCACAGCCAUGUAGAGGAGGAACUUGUGCGUAUGCAAGCUCAGCUACUUAUUGCUCAGCAGCCACAGAAGGCGAGGCAAACCACCCAUGUGUUUCACGACACUUCUGAACAUCCGCACCAGCGUCAGCCACAACGCCACGUGCAUCACGAACCUCAGCACCACCAUGGCCUCGCGCAGCCUAUAGACGUUGCUGCAGUGCAAACGGUUCGCGAAAGCGAACUUGCCUACGCCGAUUACUCGUACCAAUACUCCAGCAACAUAGUAAACUACAAUCCUAGCAAACAGCAAAGUCAUAACCAGCAAAAUGGCCUAAUCGGAACGCCGACGACGGCGCGGCCAACCAUCUACCGCGCUCGGGUUGUUGACUAUGGGCAUCCAUCAGCUCUAUCGAAGGACUUGGUCGCUGCUCUUCAAAACGGCGAUAAGCUGCUUUUAGAGCUCCCAGAUGAGCCCGUGGCGGUGUCCAGCCUCAUGACAGCGCUGGGGCACGCCUCGGACAAGCUGCGCGCCUCAGGUCUAGCCACAGCACUGGACCCUGUGUGGGAUCCAGCCGCGCUCCUGUACGGCAACCACUCCAACGGUCAUAGCACCCCAAACUCAACACCAACCGCCCCAAACACAACCGCCAGCAGCACCACCACCACCACCCACAGCGCCCACGCCCACACCAACCCCCACCUUUCCACUUCACCCUCGGACGCCACCGGCCCCAGCCCUGGCCCCUCACGCCUGCUGCACCACCAUCACCAACACCUCCGCCCUGACGCCAUCUUCACCCUAUGCGCUCGAGCAGUCCACAUGCCACACGCAGUAUCACCAGGCCCCUCCGCGCCACCCGCACCGCCGCCUUCCCCGUCCUCCUUAACCUCGUCAGACGCCUCA